UAGUGCAAUAAAACUCCCAAAACGGCUUGUGUUUCUUAUCACAAUUUGUAAAUUAAAAAAUUUCCUUGUUUUCAAGCAAUGUCGUUGCCGGCUGAAGAGGAGGAAUCAACGGAAGGUUCCGCGGAUCAUGAUUUUAUCGAGCUGAAGAGCAUGGAGGAUGUGCAGGCCUGCGAGCAGCAACAAUUGCUGCAGUACGUCGAAAAGCUGCACGGAAUUAUUCGGAAAUACGACACCAAACUAGCGGCCUAUAAGCAAAAACUGCUGCACUUUCUAAACCAAGAAAAGACUUCCUGCGACAAAGCCGUCCAAGCCACCGAAUCGGAGUUGCAGGAACGCCAGGAUUCCCCAAACAAUGAUGAAGACACCGACAAAAAAGACAAACCCAGCGAUUUAUCGGCGACGGAUGCAUUCAGCUUUGUGGACGAGAUGCGGCAGGCGGCCAAGCACGCCGAAAACCUAAACAACUUCGUCUACGAGCCGACCUCGGGCAUGUACUACGAUCCCAAGACGGGCUACUACUAUAACGCGGAGUACGGGUUGUAUUACGAUGGGAACACAGGCUGCUACUACAGCUAUGACCACGGCAAAGACUCUUACGAGUUCCACUCGCAGGCGCAGGUGCAGGCGAACGAGGCGGCGGCGGCCAAGCCGGAAUCGGCGGACGAGGACGAGCAGCAGGUCGAGUUCGAUGAGCUGGGCGGCGUCAUUACGGAUCCAGAAACGCUGAAAAGGAUCAAGGCCGAGAAGCAGAGGGUUAAGGAGCGAGCCGAGAAGUCCAAGCGCAAGGCCAAGGCAAAAAAGAAGUCGAAGAAGCACAGCAGGAAGAAGCGCAAGAAGGAGCGUCGCCACAAGUCGAGGAAGCGGCACAGGGACUCCGGGGAUGACCGGGAUGAGGAUGCCGAGGAGGGCGAGCUGUCGCAAAGCAGCGACUCCAGCUCCGACUCCAGCGACAACGAAGCUGAGAGCAGCAGCAGCAACAGCGACACGGAGGACAGCAGUGUUCCGGUCUUCAAGGCUGCCGGUCGCUUUCAAGACAUUGCCAAGAAGUAUCCGCCCUCGCUGCGCAUCAUUGUCCAGGAGACCAAUGUGGACGCUCUAAAGGUGGGAAGUCUGCAUUUGAUCACCUACAAAGGUGGCUCACUGGGUCGCGAGGGUGCCCACGAUGUCAUCAUUCCGGACGUGAACGUGAGCAAGUGCCACUUGAAGUUCAACUACGCGGCCAAGCUGGGAAUCUACAAGUGCCUGGAUCUGGGCUCCCGCAACGGCACCAUUCUCAACGGUUCGCCCAUGGCCAGCGAUGCUAUGGACCUGGUGCACGGCAGUGUCAUCACCUUGGGACAGACUAAACUCCUGUGCCAUGUGCACGAGGGCAACAGCACCUGCGGGCUGUGCGAACCGGGUCUGUUGAUAGAGUCACCUGCGCCGGCUGUGGCCACAGUUGGCGCAUCCACCGCCACUGUAUUAUCCCACAAGGAGCAGCUCAAGAAGCUGCAGCGCAAAUAUGGCCUGGAAAACGAGAAAUUUGUAGAGACCAUUGGCAAUGGUCAAGCCUCCAACUACAAUGAUCGUGCCGCAACUAGACGUGUCAAAGUGGGCAGCAGCACGGAUAAGGAAAAGACCGAGGUGGCUUGUGUGAACACUGAGAUUGGCAGCUCCAACAAGGGCUUUAAAAUGCUGAGCAAACUGGGCUGGCAAAAGGGCGAUACUCUGGGCAAGACCAACGCCAGCACUGGACUUUUGGCGCCUAUCAGUGUGGUGGCCAAUGAGGGCACAAGUGGACUGGGGAACAGUGACCCAGUGAGCUCCCGACCCAUGGACAAACGAAAGUUGGCCAACUUAAAGAUCACCCAGGCGCGGUAUCAACGCGCCAACGACAUAUUCGAUGACAGUGAUUAGAAAAAAGGCAUUUAUGAUUGUUGGAAACACAUUUAAUUAACAAUUACUCAAACAUAUUCAUAAGUAUUGUAUAUAUAUGUAUGCAUAUAUACAUCGGUUCUAUAUAUAUUAUAUGUAUAUAUUAAUUCAAAAAUCUUGCUAUAAGGUUAAGCUAUCAGUCAAUUAAUUAAUUUAGCUUCGCUUAUGAACAAAAAGAAUAGAGGGAAGGUUAUGUUAAAUAAAUAUGACGUUGCGUAUGUGGAUCGGAUCUAAGCUAAAUGCGAGCGAAAUGCGCAUACAAACCAAUCGUUUAAAGUAAUUACGGUGUAGCCUAUGUUAAUGUUAAAUACAAAAGCCUCUUAAGAUAUGUGGUUUCUCUUGCGAUACAUGCUGGAUAAGAAUUGCUGCAAUACGUUAUGUUGUAUGUUGUAUGGUUGAUAAUACUUUGCCCUGUAUGUAUGUAAAAUGUAUCCGAUAAUAUAGUGUAGUGUAAGCUUGGUUGGCAACAGCCUAAGGCUAAGGCCCAUCCACCGAUUACAACACGAAAACGCACAACGAGAAUCUUUGGAUGUUGGAACUACGGAAGAACACGCUACAUAAUGUGGACUAUGUGGGCCGUGGAGAUGCCUCCUCAAUCCUCUAGCAGCUCCCCUGGGACUUGACGCCAAUGAAGUAUCGGGAUUCGCAGGAGUGCUUGUGCAUCUCGCACCACGAGCUGUAUGUAUGGUUGUUGUAGCCGCAUAUUUUGUGUACCUGAUUGAAUCAUUCACUCACUGAUUAAUGGAACAUUUGGGUAGCGGAUGGACGUCUACACUCACCGGUCGCUGCUGCUUCCGCGGACACUUGUAGCGACAGGACACGCACCGCGGCUGGCGCGUCUGCAGAUCCACCAGGCAGCUAUCCUUCGGCCCACACUUGAUGUCCGCACAGCUCACAGCUCGGCCCGCUGCAAUAUAAAGUUUACGAUGCGAGCGCAUUAAUGGCGGCUGCCUGUGGUUAAGUUUCGGCUUUGUUUUAUGACUGGCAGUUUCGGUUUAAUGGCCCCUGCACACUCGACUGCAUGUCCUGCCCUCCACGAGACUUCGGGCAGGUGCUGCCCAGAUUACAGGAGACGAGUCGCACCAGUUUGGGGAAAACUUUCCAAUAUUUUAGGGCCCAAACCAGUCAAUUUCAAUAAAAAAAACUUGCCCUUGGCGAUUCAUUUACUCAUUAAUGUACAAUUUGUAAGGAUAUUUUUAGAACUUAGUCCUUAAUACUUUGUAAUAAACUUUAUAGAAAUUA
Molecule: messenger RNA, 3156 nt
Organism: Drosophila gunungcola (fruit fly)
Lineage: Eukaryota; Metazoa; Arthropoda; Insecta; Diptera; Drosophilidae
Product: angiogenic factor with G patch and FHA domains 1
Exons: 9
Coding region: 79-1896 (605 amino acids)
Molecular function (GO): protein binding; nucleic acid binding
Source: RefSeq, a predicted model, not a curated record